AUGGCUGUCGAAACUAUGAAUCCCGAGAACGACGUUGGGGAGACGAUUCCCCCGCUCACUGCCCAUGCUGUGAGCGUCUCAUUGCCAACAUGGGACGCCAACGUUGGCUACGAGGAGGGCCGACCUGAGGUGAUUGGCAGGAUGAAGACAGGAUAUCCUCGGUUUUUUGUUCAUAAAUCUAUUGCUCGCUUCGCUGAGGUCAUCGCUGCCACCUACGGCCUCCCGAAUGACAGUGCGAUGCUCUUCCCUUCCCACGCAGUCGCCGCCCGCUGCGCCGACUUCUUCCGUCAGCAAGCCCCCGAGCUCGGCCCCGGCCAAGUCCGCAUCGUCGACCUUAUCACCAACCCCGAGCACAAGCAUCCCCAGGACCGCGUUUUGCCCCGUGUGUCCGCCGUGCUCUUCCCGAAGGACAGAUUCAAGAUUGCGAAGACCUUCUGGCAACACUCGGGCGAUGGUGUGUCUAGCCGCAGGGCUGAAUACUGCCACAAGGCGUUCGAGGAUGGCUUGCUGGUAGAAAAGUCUCAGGCAGGACAGCGCAUGUGCAAGGGGCCAAAAAGGUACCAAAAGAGGGGUUCGGUGGAUAUCCCGGCCCACCAGUCGGCGCCCGUGAGGGAGCCAGACGGCCAAGACCCCCUGCGCUUCGUCGAAGAGAGAUUCGGCAGGAACCUGGACGUCGGUUUCGCAGAGAACGCCAAGCAUGCAAUCCAGAGGCGCAUUGCAGGUUCUCUGACGGCCAAUGUGGAGCUGGAGGAGGCGUUGAAGCUCGAGCGCGACCAUGAACGGACCCGCCCCGUUGCCGGCUUCUCAGAGGACGAUGUUUAUCUGUAUCCUUGCGGCAUGAGCGCAAUCUUCAAUACCCACCGCACCAUGAUGGCCGCCUUGGGCCAGCGCAAGAGCGUCAGCUACGGAUUCCCGUACAUUGACACGCUCAAAAUCUUGGAGAAAUUUGGCCCCGGUGCUAUUUUCUACGGAUUUGGAUCCUCGGAGGAGCUAGACGAAUUUGAGAAACGGCUGGAGAGCGGCGAGAGGUUCCUCGCGCUUUUCUGCGAAUUUCCAGGCAACCCGCUCCUCAAGGCGCCAGACCUAGAGCGAAUCCGAGCGCUCGCUGACAAAUUUGAUUUUGGCGUUGUGGUGGACGAGACGAUCGGGAACUUCCUGAACGUUCACGUCCUUCCUUUUGCGGAUGUCGUUGUCAGCAGCCUUACCAAGAUCUUCAGCGGCGACAGCAAUGUCAUGGGUGGCAGUGCAAUCCUCAACCCGAAGGGACGGUACUAUGACCUGCUCAAGAAGACGUGGGCAGCCGAGUACGAGGACAACUUGUGGCCGGAAGAUGCAAUUUUCCUGGAACGCAACAGCCGGGACUUCGUCUCACGCAUUGAGAGGAUCAACGUGAACGCGGAGGCCAUUUGCGAAGUUCUCAUGAAGCACCCGAAAGUGAAACAAGUACACUAUCCCAAGUACAGUCCAACGCGGGCGUUUUACGACCGCUGCAAAAGGCCCACCGGCGGUUAUGGCGGUCUGCUGUCAGCCACCUUCUACUCGACGGAAGAUGCCACCAAGUUCUUCGACCAUCUGGACACCGCAAAAGGACCCAGUCUGGGCACGAACUUUACUCUCAGCUCUCCCUACGUUCUCCUAGCUCAUUUCACCGAGCUUGAUUGGGCGGCUUCGUACGGCGUCGAGUCCAACCUCGUCCGCUUCAGCGUCGGCUUGGAGGACACGGCGGAGCUGGUCGAGGUGUUCAACCGGGCGCUGGCGGCCAUGGAAUGA
This is a messenger RNA of Lasiodiplodia theobromae, 1770 nucleotides long. Its product is annotated as Cystathionine gamma-synthase. The record is from RefSeq and is a predicted model, not a curated record. The transcript has 7 exons. Bases 1 to 1770 code for a protein of 589 amino acids. Gene Ontology annotation, molecular function: cystathionine gamma-synthase activity; pyridoxal phosphate binding. Gene Ontology annotation, biological process: transsulfuration. Lineage: Eukaryota; Fungi; Ascomycota; Dothideomycetes; Botryosphaeriales; Botryosphaeriaceae.